GUAAGACGUGACAGCAGAUCUAGAAAAGGCUUCCCUCGCCGGAGGUCAUUGUACUCAAGAAACUCGGGCGUACCAAUUUCAAUCCCUAAACAGCAACACACCGAUUGGUCAGCCUUGAACCCAUUACAACGCUGGCAAAAUAGCCCACCUGAGAACGAACCAGCAUCAUUAUCUGCUAUCAACCACGCAGUAGCUUCGACCGAUCUCGAUCGCCAUCUCACUGUGAGCUCUGCAAACAGUAGUAGAGUCAGCACACCAGGCAUCGAAACUCAAGGCUUUGGCUACGCCGCCCGUCGAACAUCAAGGCCUGCUUCGAUAAGCAGUCUCGAAAGUGGUACCUCAAAUGGCUCGAUGGACUCUAUAUUAUCAGGUCGAUCGGGUAACUCUCGUAUUUCUACAAGCUCGAAUCAUCGUAACAAUGCUCGUGGUAAAGUCACCAAAUCUCGAGCACGACCAGGAACUGGUAAUGAUGACCGGCCUUUUCAAUGCACGUUCUGCUGUGACACAUUCAAGAACAAGUUUGAUUGGUGUCGUCAUGAGAAAUCAUUACACCUGAAUCCUGAGCAAUGGGUUUGCACCCCUGAUGGCGAGACAGUCACUUGCCCAUCAUCAGGCGGUGUUCUUUGCGCUUAUUGCUUAAUUCCUCAACCAAGCAAAGAACACUUAGAAAGCCACAAUUCUACUGCUUGUGCAUACAAGAGUAUAGAGUCAAGAAGCUUCAAGCGAAAGGAUCAUCUCAUACAACAUCUCAGGUUGGUUCACAAGGUUGAUACCAUUCCAACGAUUGGAGAAUGGAAGCCUCCGGAGCUCCCCAUUAAAUCUCGCUGUGGAUUCUGCAGCACCGAGUUGAGCGAGUGGAAAGCCCGAGCUGAUCACCUGAGCAAGCAUUUCCGAGAAGGAAAGAAGAUGGUGGAUUGGAGAGGGACUCAUGGCUUCGAACCACACGUCGCUCAACAAGUUACAAACUCGAUGCCUCCUUUUCUAAUUGGCUCCGAGUCAAAGACGCCGGUUCCAUUCUCUGCAACUAAGCCUGGACAUUCGGAACUUCUUGCGCAAAUUUCCUCAAGAGCUGCACUGAGAGAUGCAGCAAACAAUGGCAACAACAUCGUGGCAGAUCCAUCACCUUCGCCUGACAAUCGUCCAGUCGAGAACAACCAGCAAUUCAAGACAGCUUGGGAGAUCCUGACCUUUCAUCUUGGUCGUUUUGCUCAGGAGAAAAUGAAGGCUGGCAUCGUGCCUACAGAUGAGAUGUUUCAGCAAGAAUCUCGCCGGCUGUGGUUUGACAGCGACGAUCCUUGGAACCAGACGUUCGCUGACGACACGCAAUGGAUGGAAAUUUUCCGACAAGAACAUGGU
Messenger RNA from Aureobasidium melanogenum CBS 110374, 1356 nucleotides. RefSeq lists its product as uncharacterized. The transcript has a single exon. Lineage: Eukaryota; Fungi; Ascomycota; Dothideomycetes; Dothideales; Saccotheciaceae. The annotation marks the transcript as partial. The record is from RefSeq and is a predicted model, not a curated record.